This is a messenger RNA of Chlamydomonas reinhardtii, 1470 nucleotides long. RefSeq lists its product as uncharacterized. The transcript has 5 exons. The record is from RefSeq and is a predicted model, not a curated record. The coding region runs from base 51 to 770 and encodes 239 amino acids. Lineage: Eukaryota; Viridiplantae; Chlorophyta; Chlorophyceae; Chlamydomonadales; Chlamydomonadaceae.
CAUCCUUUCAUAUUGUCGCGACUCCUCUGCACCUUUCCCGGUUGCACACCAUGGCCCUCACCAUGCGUCGCGCGACUGUCGCCCGCCCGGCUGUGUCAAGCCGCACUCGCACCGUCACAGUCCAGGCUUCUGCUUCCAAGCACAUGGGCGCUGGCGUAGCUGCUGUGGCUCUGGCCGCGACCAUGUCACUUGCGGGCCCCGCCCUGGCCGAUCUGAACGCUUACGAGGCCGCCACAGGUGGCGAGUUCGGCAUCGGCUCUGCCAUGCAGUACGGCGAGGCGGACAUCCAGGGCAGGGACUUCUCCAACCAGGACCUGCGCCGCUCCAACUUCACCUCCGCCGACUGCCGCAACGCCACCUUCAAGGGCUCCAACCUGCAGGGCGCCUACUUCAUCAAGGCCGUCACCUACCGCACCAACUUUGAGGAUGCCAACCUGUCUGACGUGCUGAUGGACCGCGCCACAAUGGUGGAGGCCAACCUGAAGAACGCCAUCCUUCAGCGCACCGUGUUCACGCGCUCCGACCUCAAGGACGCCGUCAUCGAGGGCGCCGACUUCACCAACGCCCUGCUGGACAAGACGCAGGUCAUGGCCCUGUGCAAGUACGCUUCCGGCACGAACCCGGUCACCGGCGCUGACACCCGCAAGUCGCUGGGCUGCGGCGGCAAGCGCCGGUACCAGGCGUCCUACCCGUCCAACCCUGACGGCCCCCAGGUGCAAGAGGACGAGAAGGAGGCUUUCCGCAAGACCCUGCCUGUGUACCGCAACUAGAGCAGCUGCGGAGCACCAGGCUGUUUGUCUGACAGCGCUUCUCGCGAACUACAGCUGGAGCUUGGCGCCACUGCUGCGUCAGUGGCGCCGACAGCAGGCGUCUGUUGCGCGCAGCUGCUGGGCUUCGCUGGGUUCUUCGGGGCCUCUCGUACAGGCAUGGUGUGAGCUUUGUAAUGGUAAGCUCAAGCAUGACUGCAUGGGCGUUGAUUGACUGCCAGGUGGCAUGCGGUUAAGGCUCCGAUGGGGCCGUGCUCAUGUUGCAUGCAGCAGAGCGCCUGUGCAAUGAAGAACUUGGUGAUAUGAGAACCGACUGUUUGGGUUCUGACUGGUUGUAUAACAUUCAUAGUGCAGGCUCAGGUGAGCCCGCUAGUUGACAGAGCAUAUGCUUGGUGCCAUGGCUAAGGUUGCGCGCCCUUUCUUGCCAGAGCUCGGUGGACAAGGUCGUAGUAUUGUUGAACGCCUUGAAAUUUUUUGGUUUAGUCAGGAACUGCACGGCGCAAACGAAAGGGGAGCACUGAUUGCAACGCCAAUGAAGGGGGGGCGGGGAGCUGCGUGUGGCAGCAAUACACGGCCUGGAAGCGACUUUCCCAAUGCGUGUUCUGGGGAUGUCUUUGCGUUCUGGGCCAGCAACCCGGCAACCUGUGGUUUGAGGACCCAAAUCUUGGUUACGGUCUCCUGUAACAUGUAAAAUGAAACCUUU